This is a messenger RNA of Trachymyrmex cornetzi, 417 nucleotides long. RefSeq lists its product as uncharacterized. The record is from RefSeq and is a predicted model, not a curated record. The transcript has a single exon. The coding region runs from base 1 to 417 and encodes 138 amino acids. NCBI's taxonomy places the organism in Eukaryota, Metazoa, Arthropoda, Insecta, Hymenoptera, Formicidae.
AUGUUGUUGGGCAAGUUGUUGGAGCGAGUUAUCGAGGCCCGCAUCGUCCGACAUCUGUUCCGCGGUCAGUAUGGCUUCCGGGAGGGGCGGUCGACGGUAGCCGCCAUUGCGCAGGUUCGCGCCCUCUCGGAGCAGCUGACCGCGGAUAGGGAGGUGGCGUUGGCGGUGUCCGUGUACAUCGCCAACGCCUUUAAUAGCCUGCCGUGGGGCCGGGUGAUGGGGGCGUUGAGGGAGCAUUUUCUCCUGUCCCCCUACCUAGUCUCCAUCGUAGAGGACUAUUUCCGGGAUAGACAGCUGGAGUUCCAUGACAAAAAAGGACUCCAGCAGCGGAAGGACGUGUCGUGUGGCGUGUUGGGCCCCCUGCUGUGGAACGUAGCGUACGACGCUGUGCUCCGCGUGGUUCUGCCCCCUGGCUGA